Messenger RNA from Mauremys reevesii (Reeves's turtle), 2061 nucleotides. RefSeq names its product lamin B receptor (gene LBR). Gene Ontology annotation, molecular function: oxidoreductase activity, acting on the CH-CH group of donors, NAD or NADP as acceptor. NCBI's taxonomy places the organism in Eukaryota, Metazoa, Chordata, Testudines, Geoemydidae. Gene Ontology annotation, biological process: sterol biosynthetic process. The record is from RefSeq and is a predicted model, not a curated record. Bases 160 to 1980 code for a protein of 606 amino acids. Gene Ontology annotation, cellular component: nuclear inner membrane. The transcript has 14 exons.
AGGAAGGGGCGGGGCUGCGGCCCUGUAACCGUCGCUCGGGGUGGUUGUUUUCGUAGCUCGUUGACGGUCCGGUCCGAUCGGCCCCGGCUCCUGCUGUGUCGCAGAGGCGAUUCCGGCCAGGCCAGGUGGGGGCGGCAGCCCAGGGAUUCUUUUUGGAAAAUGCCAAACAGAAGAUUUGCGACUGGUGAGGUGGUGAUGGGUCGUUGGCCAGGAAGUGUCCUCUAUUAUGAAGUACAAAUAACUAGCUAUAAUGACCUCACUCACCUUUACACUGUUCAAUACAAAGAUGGAACUGAGCUUGAGUUGAGGGAAAGCGAUAUAAGGUCUGUAUCAUCAUUUAAACCUCGAAAAAGCAAUUCUUCCUCAAGUUCUCCUUCCAGACGCAGUGGUAGCCGAUCCAGAUCUCGUUCUCCUGGUCGGUCAGCAAAAGGCAAACGUCGUUCUUCCUCCCAAAGCAGAGAAUCUAGAGAUGAGAAAAAGAAAACAGUUCGGGAAACUAACUUAACUCUUCUGAAACUGAAUGAGAACAACACUAGCAGGUAUAAUGGUGAACCUGAUAGUACAGAAAGGAAUGAUACUUCCUACAAAAUCUUACAGCAGAAAGUUGAAUCAGAGCUAGAAAUUGGGCAUGUGCUUGACAAGUACACCUUACAUCCAAGAAGACAGAAGAAAAAGGAAGAAAUAUUUUUGGAAGAGAGAGUUUUUGAGACAGCAAAAACUACUGAAAAAGUAUCAACAGAAACAAAGGAGCUAGAGUUUGGUGGAAGAAUUGGGGCCUUCUGCAUGAUAUUUUUCCUGCCUGCCACUGUGUUUUAUUUGCUGUUGAUGUGCAAACAGGAAGAUCCCAGUGUUAUGAACUUCCCUCCUUUGCCAGCAUUUGACAGUUUAUGGGAGACCAGAGUGUUUGGUGUCUUUCUUCUGUGGUUCUUUCUUCAAGCUCUGUUUUCAUUACUGCCAGUUGGAAAGGUUGUAGAAGGAAUGCCACUUUUGAAUGGAAGAAGGCUACAGUACAGAAUAAAUGGAUUUUAUGCUUUUGUCCUGACUGCUGCCGCUGUAGGAAAUUCUUUAUAUUUUGAAAUUGAGCUUCAUUAUUUAUAUGACCAUUUUCUGCAGUUUGCAGUCUCUGCUGCAGUUUUUUCUUUGUUGUUGAGCCUUUAUCUCUAUGCCCGGUCCCUGAAAGCACCUAAGGAAGAACUGUCACCUGGUGGAAAUUCUGGGAACUUUGUUUAUGACUUGUUCAUUGGACGUGAAUUAAACCCUCGCAUUGGAAAUUUUGACCUCAAAUACUUCUGUGAGUUGCGUCCAGGCUUAAUUGGCUGGGUUGUUAUUAACUUGUCAAUGCUGUUGGCUGAGAUGAAGGUACAGGAUCGUAAUGUGCCAUCUUUGUCAAUGAUACUGGUUAAUAGUUUCCAACUUCUCUAUGUGGUGGAUGCUCUCUGGAAUGAGGAAGCUAUCUUGACUACAAUGGACAUUACCCACGAUGGGUUUGGGUUCAUGCUAGCAUUUGGAGAUUUGGUAUGGAUUCCAUUCGUCUACAGUUUACAAGCCUUCUAUUUAGUCAAUCAUCCUAGUGAAAUUUCUUGGCCUAUUGCUUCUGCAAUUAUUAUUCUGAAUAUCUUUGGGUAUUACAUUUUCCGUGGUGCAAACUCUCAGAAAAAUGCAUUUCGGAGGAAUCCAAAUGAUCCCAAAUUGGCUCACUUGAAAUGUAUUCCCACUGCAGCUGGAAAAAGUCUUCUAAUCACAGGCUGGUGGGGCUUGGUUCGUCACCCUAACUAUCUAGGUGAUAUUAUGAUGGCUCUGGCUUGGUCCCUAUCAUGUGGUUUUAAUCAUAUUUUGCCAUAUUUCUACGUGAUUUGUUUCACCUGCUUGCUUAUUCACCGAGAAGCUCGUGAUGAACAUCAGUGUAAGAAAAAAUAUGGCUUGGCAUGGGAAAGAUACUGUCAACGUGUACCAUACCGUAUAUUUCCAUACAUCUACUAAGGUACUCCAGGAACUUGUGUUGCAAACUACGUCUGCAGUUACGCAUUCUUUGCAAAUAAAAACAUGCCCCAUACCUUUGCA